AAAGAACAACACAUCUACUAUUAAUCUAGUAGUCUCCAUUCUCCACAUUAUCACUCUUUUUAAUAAUCAAAAUCGUCUUUCUUCUCCAAAGAAGACCUCCCAACACAUUAGAGUUUGUGAAAAGAUAUGACAAGUGAAGCACCAAGUUGGGCGGAUCAAUGGGGAACGGGAGGGAUCGGAGAGAUGCCGGAGGAAGAUAACACCAAAAGUGCCGACGGCAAGAAGUCCGGCAAUACCAAAUCCAAGAUUGUUGACUUCAUAAGUUUCAAGUGGAUGAAGAAUCUUGUGCCCAAGAAGAAGAAGACAAAAGACUCUGAUUCUUGAAAAUUAAAAGAAAGACAACAAUUUCUAUGUAUUCAUUUUUUCUUUCUUCUGAAGAUAUCAAUCUAUCAUCGUAUUUGUUUAUUUUCAUCUCGAGAUUCAUGUGAGUUAUGCAUCCCACGAUUGAAAGCUUUUAUUUUAUUUUUUUGUUUGUUUUAUAUGACAUGGCUCAAAUCUUCUUCAAAAUAAAAUGUUAUAUUUUCAUAACAAGUAGGCUGCAUUUAUAACUCUUUUUUUCUUGUU
Messenger RNA from Eruca vesicaria subsp. sativa (arugula), 564 nucleotides. Lineage: Eukaryota; Viridiplantae; Streptophyta; Magnoliopsida; Brassicales; Brassicaceae. The record is from the annotation of a GenBank genome assembly.